Molecule: messenger RNA, 1752 nt
Organism: Acytostelium subglobosum LB1
Lineage: Eukaryota; Evosea; Eumycetozoa; Acytosteliales; Acytosteliaceae
Exons: 6
Coding region: 1-1752 (583 amino acids)
Molecular function (GO): guanyl-nucleotide exchange factor activity; protein binding
Source: RefSeq, a predicted model, not a curated record
AUGACAAGUAGACCAGCAUUAAGAGGGACAAAGUCCAACUUCAAUUUGAAUGCCAAUGUAUCAUCGAUUACGGAUGAGGGCGUGGUCAAUUUCUUAAAGACAGAGUUCAACGUGCGCAGAUGGAUAGAGGAGUCGUUGCAAAUACGUUUCAGAGGUGACUUCUACGAACAGUUGCGCAAUGGUAUAGCCCUAUGCCAUCUUGCCAACUCAAUAUCACAUGAUGCCGUGCCAAAGAUACAGGAGAACACAAAGAUUGAGUUCAAACUGUUGGAGAAUCUUAACUUCUUUUUGGCAGCAUUGACAGAGGAGUUUGGAAUACCAAGACAUAAGAUGUUUCAGGUAUCAGACUUGUAUGAGUAUGGUAACAAGGUGAGAGUGGUUGAGUGUCUGUUGGCAUUGUCACAGGUGGCUGAAGCCCGUGGCUAUCCCACAGUCUAUAAGACCAUUGAUCCACCCAAGACUGCCAUCACCAUGCCUCGUGGCGAGGCACUCACCGAGCUCAAGUACUAUCUGGCGCAGAUCAAAGAGGCCAAGACGGUCAAGGUUGCUCGCAAAGGUGCUGUCAUUUUGAAGACUCAGAUGGCUCUGCUAUCUGGCAAGAAUGUCGAUUUUGCCAAGUGCGAGAAAGGAUUCAUUGCAUUCCAAUCACUAUGGAGAGGAUUCAAAGCAAGAGAACUCCUGAAGAAGAGAAAGCGUGACUGUGCAUACAGAGACAAGAUCACACAUGAGAUAUACAAGACCGAGAUAGACUAUGUCGCCAACCUGGAAAUAUGUAUAAAUGAAUAUAUGAAACCAUUGACAGAUAAGGAGUUGUUGACCAAGGAACAGACAAAGGUGAUCUUCUCAGAUAUACAUGUGAUUCGCGACUUUGGCCAGAAGCUGAUCAAUCAAUUGAAGCCACGCGUUGAGAACUGGAACCAUCAUCAGAAGUUGGGCGACAUCUUCUUUGGCAUCUCAGAGUCGUUCAGGGUGUACACUGGCUACAUCCAGAACUACAACAACGCAUUGGAGAUGCUGGAGGAGGUCAAGAAGAAGGAGAAGGUGGGCACCACCCUGGCAGAGAUGCGCGCAUCGCCCGCCUGCAAGACAUUCGACGUAACAUACUUCCUCAUCAUGCCAGUGCAACGUGUGCCUCGCUACAGCCUACUGCUGUCCGAUCUGGUCAAGCACACGUGGACCGAUCACCCAGACUACAAGACCCUGGUGGACGCCACCGAGCGAAUGAAGGCUGUUGCCACCUUCCUGAACGAGAAGAAGCGUGAAGGCGAGAACACCAAGAAGUUCAUCGAGAUCAUGUCAUCACUUGAGAAGGCUCCUCCACUCUUUGAGCGCACGAGGAAGUUCAUCAAGGAGGGAGUGUUCACUACUCCCAAGAAGGAGGAGGUGAGCAUCUUCUUGUUCACAGACAUCCUGGUAUAUGGCCGACCAAUGCACAGGAUGAAGAUACCAAUUGGCGCCAGUCCCACUGGCCCCCUAAAGGUCAAGUACAAGGGACAGAUGGAGCUGGCCAACACGACAGUGGGCGAGACACUGUCCGUGCCACUGCAGCUCACGUUGCACUCCACCGACAAUGAGGUAGCAUUCAUUGUAAACAGUGAGAAGGAGCGCCUCGAGUGGUACAACACGCUGAAUAAUGCGAUCAAGGAGGCAAGGGACAAGGCAGUGGAUCAAUCACCCUGUCAGCGAGGAUGCAGCAUCAGCGGUAGCUGCCGCGCCACAGCUGGACACGUCAAUCGAACAGCAGCUGUCUGA